This is a messenger RNA of Macadamia integrifolia, 4406 nucleotides long. Its product is annotated as disease resistance protein RPV1-like. Gene Ontology annotation, biological process: defense response. The transcript is spliced from 5 exons. Gene Ontology annotation, molecular function: protein binding; ADP binding. NCBI's taxonomy places the organism in Eukaryota, Viridiplantae, Streptophyta, Magnoliopsida, Proteales, Proteaceae. The record is from RefSeq and is a predicted model, not a curated record. Bases 536 to 4132 code for a protein of 1198 amino acids.
CGAUGGGACGUGUUUCUGAGUUUCAGAGGCUACGAUACUCGCGAUAACUUUACCAGCAGCUUAUACAGAGAACUCGUACGGAACAACAUCCGGACCUUUCUCGACGACGAGGGUAUGGAGGAAGGAGACGAUCUCUCCCCAAGCCUGGAGGCGGCGAUCAAGGAUUCGGCCUCAUUCAUCGCAAUCAUUUCGGAGAACUACGCGUCGUCGUGGUGGUGUCUAGAAGAACUCGACAGAUUUUGGAAAGCAAGCGUCGGUUACUUCCGGUGUUCUACAAAGUGAAUCGUUCUGACGUCCUCAGGCAGAAGGGCCCCUUCGAACAUCACUUCCUAAAACAGGAGGUACGUCAUGGGGAAGAAAAGGUCCGGAAAUGGAGAAAAGCAAUGGAAAAAGCUGGGGGCAUGAACGGUCGUCAGUCCAAUAGCUGGUGAAGUGAGGAAGCAUGUAAAUUUUAGCUUCACACUGGCAGAAAACCAUUGCACCAUAUUGUAUUUGAUUUCCUUUCAUUUUUGUCAUUUGUAUUAACUAUGUGCUAAUGUUAAUUGACAAGAACGACGACUUACGGUUGAUUCAAGACAUAGUUAAGAAGAUAUUGCCUAAAGUGAAUAACAGUCCCCUGGGUGUGGCUAAAUACCCCGUUGGUAUCAAUUUGCGUGUAGCAGAGCUAGUGGAGCUGCUAGACAUGAAAACCAAUAAUGUCCUAGUUGUUGGAUUUCAUGGGAUCGGUGGGGUUGGCAAGACCACCCUAGCUAAGGCUGUUUACGAUCGGGUCGCUGCUCGCUUUAACUGUCGUUGCUUCAUUCCAAAUGUUGGAGACACUUUGAGAACACAUAAUGGUUUGAUUUCCCUUAAAGAGAAGCUUAACCAUGAACUUAACAAAGAGCACAGUGGAGGUGAGGUUAUUACAGGUGUCAAUUAUAUUUCUGGGAAUCAAGUUCUUAUCGUUCUUGAUGACGUUGAUGAUGUAGAGCAAAUUCAUGCUCUAGUGGGUAACAGUGAUUGGCUUUACAAUGGAAGUAGGAUCAUUAUCACCACAAGAAAUAAAAAAGUUCUAAGGGAGGACUUUGUGAACCUUGUCUUUGAGGUGAAAGAAUUAAGUUCCUCUGAAUCACUUCAACUCUUCAGUUAUCAUGCAUUUGGAAGAGGAAAACCGGCAGAAAAUUUCUUUCAUCUCUCUGAGAAAAUUGUACACUUCACAGGAGGACUGCCUUUGGCAUUAGAAGUAUUUGGUGCUUCAAUGGUCAGUAAGAAAAAGGAGAAGGAAUGGGAAGCCGCACUGGAGAAGUUGAGAAAUAUUCAACCAGCUAAUCUUCAAGAAGUGUUGAAGAUAAGUUAUGAUGAACUAGACGAAGAGGAGAGGUGUGUAUUCCUUGACAUUGCAUGUUUCUUUGUCUCAAAAGGUAUGGAGAUAGAAAGUGCUAUUGAUAUAUUUAAGGGCUGCGGUUUCAAUGCGGAGGAGACAAUAAAAAACCUCACUGAAAAAUCUUUUAUUAAGAUUUUGGAUGACAAUACCUUGUGGAUGCACGAUCAACUUAGAGAUAUGGGACGGGCAAUAGUUCGACAAGAAGACCUUACAAAUCCUGGUAAUCGUAGUAGAUUGUGGGAUCGUGAUGAUGUAAUGGCUAUUUUGGAUUCUGACAAGGGUACAGCAGUGAUUCAGGGCAUCGUCCUUGACUUUGGAGAUAUUUCAGAAUCUAAAGAACUUGCUAAGAUCUGCAACCCAACAUAUUCCAUUACUACACGCUUAAAGGAAAUCCUUUUGAAACGACAGAAAGAUAAAGAGGCCAAGUUGUUCACUGUAACAUUUCAACCAAUGGUUAACAUGAGACUGCUUCAGAUUGAUCAUGUGAAAUUGGAGGGAGCCUUUAAACAUUUCCCUCCUGAUCUGAAAUGGCUACAAUGGAAAGGAUGUCCUUUGGAAGUUCUUCCUCCUGACUUUUGUCCUCGGAAACUUGCUGUCCUUGAUCUCUCGGAGAGCAAAAUCAGACAUGUGUGGAGCCGAAGACCAUGGAGGGGCCCGUACAAGAUGACUGAGAAGCUGCAGAUUCUGAAUCUCUAUGGUUGCUCUAACCUAACUGCUACACCUGAUUUCUCUGAGCUCCCAAAAUUGGUAAAACUGGUUCUUGAAGGUUGUAAUGAACUGAGACAGAUCCAUAAAUCGAUUGGGGAUCUUAGCGAAUUACGUCAUCUUAACCUGAGGAGAUGCGGGAAUCUGGAGGAGUUUCCAGAUGAAAUUACUGGGUUGAGGAAGCUGGAAACCCUUAUACUCUCUUAUUGCCACAAGCUGACAAAAUUACCCAAUGACUUGAAGCCUAUGAAGUCUUUAACAGAGCUUCUACUUGAUGAUACUGCUAUAGUGAAACUACCUGAUUCUAUAUUUCAUCUUGAGAAACUUGAGAGGCUUGAUCUCAAAAAUUGUUUCUCACUGAAGAAACUACCACCCGUCUCCAUCGGAAAAUUACUCUCUCUAAGAGAGCUUACUCUUAGUGGUUCUGCUGUGGAAGAAAUUCCUGAAUCCAUAGGAUUAUUGAAAAAUCUCGAAAGACUAAGUUUGGUGGGGUGCAAAUCAAUCACUGCAAUUCCUGAUUCCUUCCACAAUCUGAAAUCGUUAUCGGAACUUUUUCUUGAUGAUUGUUCAAUCGAAGAACUGCCAAAUUCCAUUGGUUUUCUUCCCCAUUUGGAGCACUUGUCAGUGAGCUGUUGCAGGUCCCUUAGCAAAUUGCCUGCUUCCAUUGGUUUAUUAGAAUCUUUGGUUGAACUUCAUCUGAAUAUGACACCAAUCACAGAACUGCCUGAUCAGAUUGGAGACUUGAACAUGCUUGAGAAGCUUCUGAUGAUUGAUUGUAAAUUGCUUACCUGUUUACCAAAUUCAAUUGGAAAUAUGUAUAAUCUAACCACUCUGAUACUACAAAAUUGCGUCAUAACAGAAUUGCCAGAUUCCAUUUGUUUAUUGGAGAAGCUCGAGGUUUUGAAAGUCAGAAAAUGUAAACUCCUCAGGCGACUUCCAGAUUCAAUUGGAAAACUAAACAAUCUGUGCCGGCUCCAAAUGGAGGAAACUGCUGUAGCAGUACUCCCUGAAGAUUUUGGAAAUCUUUCAAACUUAAGGAUGUUGAAAAUGGCAAAAAGGUCACAUUCAGAACAGCCCCAAAAUGUCGAAGAAUGUACAGCACUAACAAGAAAAGGCCUCCAUGAGUCCAUGGUUCUUCCAGCUUCUUUCUCGAAUCUCUCAUUACUAUAUGAGCUCGAUGCUAGUUACUGCAAAAUAUCUGGGGCAAUUCCUGAUGACUUUGAGAAACUUUCAUCAUUACAGACUCUGCAACUAGGCCACAACAAUAUAUGCAGCCUUCCAUCGAGUCUGAGGGGGCUUUCUGUUCUCACAAAACUUUCUUUACCGUAUUGUGAAGAUCUCAAGUUUCUUCCUCCACUUCCCUCCAGCUUGAUUCAUGUGGAUGUUACAAAUUGCAUUGCACUGGAAACUAUAUCAGAUCUGUCAAACUUGGAGAAGUUGGAAGAGUUGUGCCUUGCAAAUUGCCAGAAAUUAGUGGAUAUUCCAGGGAUUGAAUGUUUGAAGUCCUUAAGAAGUUUGUACAUGAGUGGUUGCACCACAUGUCAUGCAGUCGUCAAGAGAAGAUUUUCCAAGGUUACGCUGAAGCAUAUUCACCGCUUGAGUGCUCCAGGAAGUGAAAUCCCAAACUGGUUUGUUCCAGAAGUGCCAAGCUUUUCAAGCCUCAAGAACCGCAGGAUCAAGGCUGUAGUUUUAUGUGUUGUUAUAUCUCUUGACCAACAGGUACAGAGACCAGAAUACCCUGGAAUAGUGGACAUUCAAGUAGAAAUCCUUGAUAAAAGGCUUAGGAAAAAUUACAUUUGCACGUUGCAAUUGCCUGGAGUUCCAGGGACCAAUGAAGAUCAGUUUUAUUUGUGUCGGUAUGCAGAAUGCCAUGAACUAGUUUCUUACUUCCGUGAUGGCUAUAAAAUGCUGGUGACACCAUAUUUUACAGGACUUGAACUGAAGAAGUAUGGGAUCCAUCUGGUUUUUGAAGAUGAUAAUGACUACGAUGGUGAUGAAGAAUCAUUGGAUGAAACCCGACUCUCUCUUUCGGUGAAACUGGCGAAGUUUUUCAGCUCCUUGUAAUUGGUUUAAAACCUUGAGGUCAAAUUCAUGUGAAUCAUAGAAAGACGGAGAAAUUGAAGCAGGAAAUAGUACCAUCAAACCUUGGGAAUCUUUCCUUCUGUUUCACCUUCUCCUUCUCUUCCCUUGUUCCUGUUGGUUAUUGCUGUUCUGUGCUUACUGUGAAUAUUUUAGGCACUGUUACUUUUUAAGUUACUAUAUUAGAUUGUGUUGUUUUGCUUCCCAAUCUUUCAGAACUAUAAUGAAGACUACCACACAUGCUUCAUGCUUUUUGUUA